Loxodonta africana (African savanna elephant) is the source of this 1151-nucleotide messenger RNA. RefSeq names its product interferon alpha-5-like. The coding region runs from base 275 to 865 and encodes 196 amino acids. The transcript has a single exon. Gene Ontology annotation, molecular function: cytokine receptor binding. Gene Ontology annotation, cellular component: extracellular region. Gene Ontology annotation, biological process: defense response. NCBI's taxonomy places the organism in Eukaryota, Metazoa, Chordata, Mammalia, Proboscidea, Elephantidae. The record is from RefSeq and is a predicted model, not a curated record.
UUAGGGAAAAAAAAAAUCUCAACAGAUUGCUGGGGGUCUCAAUAAUGAGAAAAAAAGGUUGAGAAACACUGCACUAAAAUUCCAUGUACAGAGUGCAUACAGGAAAGCAAAAACAGAAGUAGAAAGUAAGAGAGGGGAUGUCACAAAGAAAAUGGAAAGUAGUGUGUUCCCUAUUUAAAACCCAUGCCCAGAGCAGGGUCUUCAGAGAACCUGGAGACCCAGGCUCACAGACCUACCAGCAUCAACCAAGACAGCAGCAUCUACAAGAUCCCCAAUGGCCUUCUCUUUCCUUUUGCUGAUCGCCCUGGUGGUGCUCAGCUGCAACUCCACCUGCUCUCUGGGCUGUGACCUGCCUCAGAGCCAUAGCCUGGCUAACAGGAGAACCAUGAUACUUCUGGGACAAAUGAGGAGAAUCUCCCCUUUCUCCUGCCUGAAGGACAGAAAUGACUUUGGGUUUCCCCAGGAGGAGCUUGAUGGCAACAAGUUCCAGAAGACUCAAGCCAUCUCUGUCCACCAUGAAAUAAUCCAACAGCUCUUCAACCUCUUCAGCCUACAGGCCUCAUCUGCUGCCUGGGAUAAGACCCUCCUGGACAAAUUGUACACUGGACUCUAUCAGCAGCUGAAUGACCUGGAAGUCUGUUUGAUGAAGGAGAUGGGGAUAGAAGAAACUGCCCUCCUCCUGAUAAACGAGGACUCCAUGCUGGCUGUGAGGAAGUACUUCCAAAGAAUCACUGUCUAUCUGACAGAGAAGAAAUACAGCCCUUGUGCCUGGGAGAUUGUCAGAGCAGAAAUCAUGAGCUCCUUCUCUGUAUCAACAAACUGGCAAGAAAGGCUAAGAAGUAAGGAAGGUGACCACAUCCUAUAAAAAAAAUAAAAAAGGUUGUCAUCAACUAAUACACUGUAUCCUACUUUCACAAGUUCAGCCAUUUCAAACUUUCAUUUCUGCUAUAAUCAGGACAGGAAUUGAGUCAAACUUGUCAAAUGUGUUUUCAGGAGUAUUAAGCAACGUUGUGUUCCACUACAUGGGCACUAGUUCCUUACAAGUGACCAUGCUGAUGUAUUGAUUUAUCUAUCUAUUUAAAUACUUAUUUAUUUAUUUAGCUAUUUAUACAUUUAACUUAUUUAUUGUUCACAUCAUAUCAUGUAUACCU